Messenger RNA from Paramuricea clavata, 783 nucleotides. The record is from the annotation of a GenBank genome assembly. NCBI's taxonomy places the organism in Eukaryota, Metazoa, Cnidaria, Anthozoa, Malacalcyonacea, Plexauridae.
AUGGUUGGUGUGCAAUUCACAACCGAGCAACGCACAUUUGUGUUGCUAGAGUACAAUAAGACAAGAAGUCCAGGGCGGGUAAUUGAGCGUUUUGAAGAGAGGUUUCUGGACCGGCAGCCUCCAUGCGCCAGGACGAUUUUAAGGAAUUUUCCUAAGUAUUCAACACAAGGGACAAGUCUAAACAGAAAUGUUGGACAUUCUGGAAGACGACGAACAGCUAGGUUGUUAAAUAAUAUCAACACAGUAAGUGAAGCACUUCGACAUGAUCCAAGAAUCAGCACUAGAUGUAACCCAACAGGACUUUCAAGGGCAACAUUCAACAGAAUAACAAAAUUGGAUCUGAAAUGGCAUCCAUACACAAUGAACAUAUGACAUGAACGUUUCCCGCAAGAUCCAGCACGACGUUUAGCAUUUUGCACAUGGUUGGUGGAAAGAAAUGCGGACUUCUGGGCUAAUCUUGUCAUUGGAGAUGAAGCUUCAUUUCAAAUGAAUGCAUGUGUAUCAUCACGAAAUGUCCUGGAAUACGCACCGCGUGGGUACCCACCAAUGCAUAACUACCACCGGCGUGAUUCACGGCAAAAGUGGAUGGUCUGGGUGGGCUUGUGCGGUAAUGGUGAGGUUGUUGGUCCAUUAUUCUUUCCUGGGAAUGUAAACAGAGAAGCCUACUUGGAUAUGCUGAACAACAACAUUGUCCACAUCUUGUCACAACAUUAUGAAGUCCAAGCCAACAGAGUGUUUCAAAGAGUUUGGUGGGCUCAGGAUGGCACCCCUGCUCAUCGUUGA